Molecule: messenger RNA, 681 nt
Organism: Striga hermonthica
Lineage: Eukaryota; Viridiplantae; Streptophyta; Magnoliopsida; Lamiales; Orobanchaceae
Source: the annotation of a GenBank genome assembly
AUGAGUACUAUCUUCUCAUCCUUUCUUCUCAUAACAUGCAUUUGUACCCUCACAAUAAGAGCCUGCUCGGCCGGGGACCCCGACAACCUCUUCGACUCCUGCCCGGCCGACACCAAAACCCACACCGUAUUCAUCAACGGAUACCCGUGCAAGAGCCCGUCCGAGAGAGGCCCGUCCGACUUCAAGUCCUCGGUCCUCUCCAUGCGCGGCGACACGGACAAUCUCUUCCGCUCGUCCGUGACCAUGUCCACGGCCGCCGUCUUCCCGGGCCUGAACACGCUCGGGCUCUCGGGGGCCCGGAUCGACCUCGACGUGGAUGGGGUGGUGGCCCCGCACUCUCACCCGAGGGCGUCCGAGAUUAUCUUCGUCCGGGCCGGGCUCGUGGUGGCUGGGUUCGUGGACUCGGGGGCCCGGGUUUUCCAGAAGCAGCUGGGCGAGGGGGACGUGUUCUUGUUCCCCAAGGGACUCUUGCAUUACUGCUUUAAUGCCGGGUUUGAGGAGGCUGCCGUUUUUUCGGUUUUCAAUAGCCAGAAUCCCGGGCUGAUCGGAAUUUCGAGCGGUUUGUUGAUGGGGAACGGGUCGGGUUCUUAUGAGGGUGUGAAGAUGGUGGUGGAGAAGCUGAAGGCCGUGUCCGUGAGGGAUUUGGAUGGGGUUAGUGCUGUGGAGUUGUUUGGUGAGUAG